Molecule: messenger RNA, 1492 nt
Organism: Mycena citricolor
Lineage: Eukaryota; Fungi; Basidiomycota; Agaricomycetes; Agaricales; Mycenaceae
Source: the annotation of a GenBank genome assembly
UGGAAAACGUGGUGAUGCGAUCGAUCGAUGCGGACUGACUCCAUCAAAAUUUUCUCUCAUCUUCCUUCAUCUUCCUUGCUCUCCUCCGCUUCGCCUCCCUCAGCUUCAUCAUGUCCUCCGUUGGCACUCUCUGGACUAUUCCCGCCCAAAACACCGGCAAGCUUAUCCAAGCCGUUGCAGCCUUUGGUGGUGUAGCUAUCGAGCUCCCCGCGAGCUACACCCACUUCGAAGAUAACAAGAAGCCUGAGUUUCUCGCCAAGUUCCCUCACGGUAAGAUCCCUGCUUGGGAGGGAAAGGAUGGCUUCCAUCUGUUCGAAUCGGCUGCGAUUGCCCGCUACAUUGCCACUCUCGCUCCGAACUCUGGGCUCCUGGGAAAGAGCAGCGAAGACGCGGCGCUGAUUGACCAGUGGGUCCACUUGGCGGAGUCUGAGGUCGACGCAUACACCAAUCUCAUCAAAGGAUUGGUCGCCGGUCGUCUUGCUCCCUACAGCAAGCCGAUUCACAACACUUUCCUCGAGCGCCAGCUCCGUGGUCUCUAUACCCUCGAGAAGCACAUCGCCAGCCGCACCUUCUUCGUCGGCGAACGCAUCACCCUUGCUGAUAUCUACAUCGCGGGUAUCGUCCAGCACGCCGCCAUCUCCAACAUCGACACCGCCGAGCGCGCCAAGAUCCCCAACUUGAUUCGCCACAUGCAGACCGUGCUCCACCAGCCUGCGUUCUCAGGCAUCUUCGUCGAGACGCCGGUGCUUGACAAGGCCCCGACGUUCGUUGCGCCGAAAAAGGAGAAGGAGGCCAAGCCUGCUCCCCCACCCGCUGCGCCCAAGGCUGAGAAGAAGCCCAAGCCCAAGGCCGAGGAGGAGGAGGAUGACGAUAUCCCUGCCGAGCCCAAGGUCAAGAACCCGCUCGACGACCUCCCCAAGUCGACGUUCAACCUCGAGGACUGGAAGCGUGCGUACUCCAACAAGGAGACCCGCGGUCCCGGCGGUGCCAUCGAAUGGUUCUACGAGAAGUACGUGGCCGUUCUCCGAUGACCGGAUGGAUGCAAGCCGCUGACCCGCAUGCCAGCUUCGAUAAGGAGGGCUUCUCCAUCUGGCGUGUGGACUUCAAGUACCCCGAGGAGCUCACGCAGACUUUUAUGUCCUCGAACCAGAUCACCGGUUUCUUCAACCGUCUCGAGGCGUCGCGCAAGUACCUGUUCGGCUCCGUCGGUGUGCUCGGCACGGCCAACAACUCCCUGAUCGCGGGCACCUUCAUCCUGCGGGGCCCGGACGCGACCCCGGUCGUCAAUGUCGCGCCCGACUGGGAGUCGUACGAGUUCAAGAAGCUCGACAUCGCCAACGCGGACGACAAGGCCUUCUUCGAGGCUGCGCUCGCGUGGGAUCUCACGAUCGACGGCAAGACCUGGGCCGAUGGCAAGAACGUACGUUGCGCUCUGUCUGCCGCGCCAGAAUUCGUCGCUGAUCCGUUCGUCUGCAGUUCAAGUAAUCGCCUG